Sabethes cyaneus is the source of this 1239-nucleotide messenger RNA. RefSeq lists its product as uncharacterized. The record is from RefSeq and is a predicted model, not a curated record. NCBI's taxonomy places the organism in Eukaryota, Metazoa, Arthropoda, Insecta, Diptera, Culicidae. The coding region runs from base 1 to 1239 and encodes 412 amino acids. The transcript has 2 exons.
AUGUUAUUAACCGUCAGUGCAAUCGAACCGGCAGAGUGCAAACAAGGGGUGCUCAAAAAUCAACUAAAUCUGAACGCAAUGGAUCUUGAGCGAGCUCGGUUAGACAUUGAAAAUAUUGCGUGGGACGAUUUGUUCAUAUCAGAAGACGUUUUUCAAGGUUGUGAGGAAUAUUAUCGACAAGCGGAAAAAAUGUCCGACUUUCUACGUUCAAUAGACAUUUUAAAUGUUGAUUGCGAAAGUGAUGUAGUUGUUGAAAAUUCAGUGGAUUUUAAUUCACUGCUAUUUUAUUAUACCAUUUUCGGCAUAUUUUCUCGAUAUUCUCCAACGAUAACGGAACGGCGAAGUUCUACAAAUAGCUACCCCGAAUGGUUUACACCAGCGCUGGUCAAUCUAAUGAAAGAAAAGAGAUCAGCUUUGAAACGGAUGCGUCGUUCAUCCUCAAGCGAAAACGUGGCAAACUACAAACAAAUCCUAAGAGUAUUUAAAGCGGUUCACAGAGAAGCGUAUCAAGUUUACAUCGCGGAUAUACAAACUCGCUUUAAGACUAACCCAAAAUCAUUCUGGAGAUUCGUAAAUGGCAGAAGAAAAGGAUCUGGCGUUCCGGAUUGUGUGAAUUACAACGGUGUUACGUCUACUGAUCUUCAAUCGUCUUCAGAACUCUUCGCGGCGUAUUUUAAAAGUGUGUUUACUGAGGUUACCGGUAAUAUCAGGGAAUUGCUCAGCGAUAAUGAUGAGGCGCCGUAUCAACUGUCCGAAGCUUGUGUGGAACGCGGUAUCUGCAAACUCGAUGCCAAUAAAUCAGCAGGUCCAGAUACGCUAUCGAACAAAAUUCUGAAAGAAUUUCGGCAGGAAUUUGUAACCCCUCUAAAAAGCUUGUUUAACGCGUCAUUGGCUUCCGGUCACUUCCCAGGAAUCUGGAAGAUUUCGCACGUCAUUCCGAUACAUAAAAAAGGGGCCAAAGGUGAUGUAGAAAACUACCGUGGAGUUGCUAUUCAAUCGGCCAUUCCGAAGCUUUUCGAGUCGCUGGUAUAUGGCCUUCUUUACGAUAAUGUAGCUAACCGUGUGUCUCCUGUACAGCACGGAUUCUUGAAGAAGAAGUCAGUGGUCACGAAUCUUUGCGAGUUCACCUCGGUGGUCACGGAUUGCAUCGCAAGUGGUUUACAAAUGGAUUGCAUAUACACCGAUAUGAGCAAAGCAUUUGAUGCUUGCAAUCAGGAGUACCGCAAGGUAGCCACUUAG